This is a messenger RNA of Lepidothrix coronata (blue-crowned manakin), 508 nucleotides long. RefSeq names its product coiled-coil-helix-coiled-coil-helix domain containing 2 (gene CHCHD2). The transcript is spliced from 3 exons. The record is from RefSeq and is a predicted model, not a curated record. Gene Ontology annotation, cellular component: nucleus; mitochondrion. NCBI's taxonomy places the organism in Eukaryota, Metazoa, Chordata, Aves, Passeriformes, Pipridae. Bases 16 to 414 code for a protein of 132 amino acids. Gene Ontology annotation, biological process: mitochondrion organization.
AGCCGGGCCCCGCCGAUGAGAGCCGCGUCCCCAGCGCCGGCUCCUCGGGCCCAGGUCCCGGCCGCGGCUCCGCCUUCUGCCGUGGCGGCUCCGGCGCCGAGGCAGCCAGGGCUGAUGGCCCAGAUGGCCUCGACCGCCGCCGGGGUCGCCGUGGGCUCGGCCGUGGGACACACCAUCGGCCACGCCAUCACCGGAGGGUUCAGUGGAGGGAGUGGCCACGAGGCUGCUCGGCCUGAUAUCACUUACCAGGAGCCCCAGGCAGCUCAGGCUGCCCAGCAGCAGCAGCAGGCUGGUCCUUGCCAGUACGAGAUCAAACAAUUCCUGGAGUGUGCACAGAACCAGACUGACCUCAAGCUGUGCGAGGGCUUCAGCGAGGUGCUGAAGCAGUGCAGGUUUGCUAAUGGUUUGGCCUAAGCCUGCAGGACAAGGCUGCUGAAGACCAUCUUUCAAGAACUGACCUAUGAAUGAAAAAAAAAAAGCUUCAAUAAUAAAGUUUAAAGCUGUCUGA